Messenger RNA from Saccoglossus kowalevskii, 552 nucleotides. Its product is annotated as globin-like. Lineage: Eukaryota; Metazoa; Hemichordata; Enteropneusta; Harrimaniidae. Gene Ontology annotation, biological process: oxygen transport. Gene Ontology annotation, cellular component: hemoglobin complex; extracellular region. The record is from RefSeq and is a predicted model, not a curated record. Gene Ontology annotation, molecular function: heme binding; oxygen binding.
AUGGGUUGUACAUCUUCGGCGGCUUCAGAUCGUCCGUCGAAAAACGAUCCGUUACUGGAUCCGCCGCCGCCACAGGAACUGGACCCCAGAAUUCCUCUGACGGCGAGGCAGAAAUUCAGUAUUCAAAAAUCGUGGAAAGCAAUCCAGAGGAACAUGGAGGGUGUCGGCAUGGAUAUUUUUAUAAGAUUAUUUAAAGCUCAUCCUGAAUAUCAAGAUCUUUUUCCAGAAUUCAAAGGAAUGUCAGAAGAGAAACUACGUAAUAGCAUCAACUUUGAAACUCACGUGGGCAUCUUUAUGAACGUUAUUGACGAAUGUAUCGACAGCCUCGAAGAUGCGGAUCACGUGAUUAAUUUACUGACGAAAAAAGGACGUAAACACGCCAAUUACGGAGUUAAACCAGAGUUUAUCUCGGAUAUAGAAGAACCGUUUUUAGCGUCCGUCAAACAGCUACUGGAAGAUCGAUACUCUGAAAAAAUUGAAGAAAUUUAUAAAUUGACAAUUAAAUUCAUCCUAGAACACUUUAUAAAUGGCCUGAAAGAAAGUGUCGGAUAA